AUGUCCAAGCCAAUACUCACUUAUUUCAGCUCGAGAGGGAAAUCAGAGUUGAUUAGAAUUAUUCUUGCUGAUUGUGGAGUUGAUUAUGAUGAAGUCAAUGUUGGAGUUUGGCAUCCAACUGAAAAAUCCGAUGCUUUUAAACAACUUGUAGAAAGUAAAACUCUUGCUUUUGACUCACUUCCAAGUUAUCAAGAUGAUCAAAUCUUACUUGUCCAAUCAUCUUCAAUUGUUAGAUAUUUGGGUAAGAAAUUUGGAUUGGCUGGUAAAGAUCUCGUUGAGGAAAGUCUCAUUGAUCAAUAUUAUGAAGGAAUUUUGGAUUUGAAUGUUUUAUUGAGAUCGGCCUUUACUGCCUCAUAUCCAGUUUCUUCUGAAAUCACCAAUGAAAGUAUCGAGCAAAAGAUUCAAAUCAUUUUGAAGGAGAAAUUACCAAAAUUAUUGCAAUUCUUUGAAAGAGCAUUGGAAGGUGGAAAGGAAUAUCUUGUUGGUGGUAAAAUUUCAUAUGCAGAUAUUGCAUUAUUCUAUGCUUUGGAUACUUAUACAGAAGUUUUGGGAAGCUACUUUGAAAAUCAAUUGAAUAGUGGUGAGGAAUUGAAGAAUUUGAAACAAUUACAUGCAAGAGUUAAGGCAAGAGAAGGUAUUCAAAAGCAUUUGAACAAUCCUAAUAGAUUCCCUAAACAAUCACUUCCAGGUUAUGAAAAGAUAGCUCAACAAUUACAACAAUAA
This is a messenger RNA of Naegleria gruberi, 723 nucleotides long. RefSeq lists its product as uncharacterized. Bases 1 to 723 code for a protein of 240 amino acids. The record is from RefSeq and is a predicted model, not a curated record. Gene Ontology annotation, molecular function: glutathione transferase activity. Gene Ontology annotation, biological process: glutathione metabolic process. NCBI's taxonomy places the organism in Eukaryota, Heterolobosea, Eutetramitea, Acrasida, Naegleriidae. The transcript is spliced from 2 exons.